This is a messenger RNA of Prorocentrum cordatum, 591 nucleotides long. The record is from the annotation of a GenBank genome assembly. NCBI's taxonomy places the organism in Eukaryota, Dinophyceae, Prorocentrales, Prorocentraceae.
AUGAAGGACGGAGGAUCCCCGCGAGGACGAGAAGCGGAAGCUCAGGCGAAUCAAGUUGAGGGCCGCCAGCGACGGCAAGGAGGGCUGGGUGACCAUGAAGGGCAACCAGGGCACGGUCUACGUGAUGGAGAGAGCACGUCGCACUACGCCUGCGUGCGCGCCACGGCGAUCGAGACCAGCUUCGCAUCCGGCGGCCAGGUCGUGCGGAUGCUGGAGGAGGGCGAGCUGUUCGAGGUGUCCGAGACCAAGCCCCAGACGCUGGAAGGCGCCUUGCGGGCGAGAGGGCGGAUCGUCCCCACCGGCGACGACGGCUCGGGCGGCGAUUCUGGCUGGAUCUCGGUGGACAGCCACGUAUCUAUUUGGUGCACCACCCACAGGUGCAAGAGGGGCACCGACCUGACGGACGAGUCCGGCGAGGUCAUCGUGCGCCCGCUUGUCGUGGGAGAGGUGCUGGAGGCCUUGCAGGUGCCCUUCAGGGACGAGGCCGCAGGCAUCUUGCGGGUGCGCCUGCGAGCCGAAAAGGACGGCGCCGUGGGCUUCGCGGCACUCAAGGACGCCGACGGCGGGGUCCUCUUGGAGCCGGCAGCCUGA